Xyrichtys novacula (pearly razorfish) is the source of this 6487-nucleotide messenger RNA. The record is from the annotation of a GenBank genome assembly. Lineage: Eukaryota; Metazoa; Chordata; Actinopteri; Labriformes; Labridae.
GACACAAGUCCCCGUGUUUACUCUGGGAGCAUGGGAGCGGACAUCAGGACUGUGGUCCGUGCAUUGGGGAUCUCCAUUUGCAAACCUUGCCAUCGCAAAGUCUGUUUUCAGGCAGGAAAGGAGGCAAAGUUUCUGUCAUUUCACCAGCUAAGUCAGAAUUGGAUUUCAAAAUGCGGAGCUCCAGAUCGUUCCUGUUCCAGGUUUGUUUGAGUCUGGUGGUCUCUGUUGGCUUCUGCUUAUGUAAACCUCUCAACAACGACAUCCAGAGUGAGUACGAUGAGAGGUUCUACUCUCAGCUGUCAGAAGAGGACCUUCUGGAGGAGGAAGACACCGAUGCCAGGAUGGAGAACCUCUUAGGGACCAUGAAGGAGGGCUUUUUGAGACAACUCAACCUGUCAGAUGUUCCUCACGAGCACAGCAAGAUCUACCCUCCUCAGUUCAUGAUGGAGCUCUACAAUAAAUACGCCUCAGACAGCUCGACGAUCCCUCAGUCUGAUGUCAUUCGAAGCUUCACGGUUCAAGGUACGAGAAAGAGGUGUAAAAGUUAAAUAUGUAAUGAUCUUCAGACAGCUCUUCACCUUUUAUUGUUGAUACUUACGUUUCAUUUAUGCUGUUGAGGCUAUAAAUCUAUUAUUUUACCAAGAAAAGGAAAAUAGAAAUCACUCUGAAUUAGAAUUCACUCAGUUGGAUGAAGACAAAUACUUUUUGUCAAACACAACAUUUUUGUUUAAAUAGUGUCUUAGAUGUUUGUGAGGUCAGUUAUUGACAAUUUAAAAACGGACAUAAAUGGAUGAAGACUGAGACUCAAUCAACCAAUCAUGAGGUCAAAGGUUCGAUUCCAGGUCCUACUGCACACCAGUGCAAGCCAAUGCAUCCUUGGGCAACACACUUAACCCUGAACUGCUCCCUGUGGCUGUGCCAGUGGUGUGUGAGUGAGAUUACUCAAUACAAAUUGGGGCUGAUAUAAAGAACAAAACACUGAGAACAGGAGGGAAACAGUGUCAAACACAAACUAGAAACUCACAGGACUGGACUACAGGGUAACAGGAUUAAUAGGGAACAGAAACACUAGGGGAAAUAGACAAAAUGCUCUCAAAUAAAACCAGGAGAAAACUAAAUAAACAGAGCAUAUCAUGACAAGUUGUAACACAUUAUAUCUAUCCAAAUAAUGUUUGCACACUAUAGUAUAUGGUACUAUACAUUUAUACAGUAUAACACACAUUAGUUUUAACUUUAUGAUAUCUGACUUAAUUUGUUUAUACAAACCAUUUAACAAGGUAUUAGAUCAUAAGUGCUACUUGAACAACCAUCAAAAUGUUUGGUAUGUCUAUUAUAAGCAAUGAUACAAUAUAACAAGUUAGAGAGCAAUAUUGAGUGAACAUUAUAAAUAGUUGUUUUAUUUUUUAACAGUAACAUCACUAUUGACUGAAGAUGAUUAACUAUUUAUUAAUUGUUUAUUAGCAUGUAUAUAUGAUUGUUAUUAUAAAAGAUACCCCUCCUUUUGAACCAGCGUGUUUCAUUUGCUGUUAAAUUCAAACAUGGUUAUUGAUGGGACCUCCUGGGUUUUUGUAGUGGACACUUCAAGAACUGCAUUUUUUUUCCACCUCGGCAUUAGCUUCACAUUUCAACACCAAAUGCUUCAAUUUGUCGAAAACUGUGACUGCAGUCCACUUACGUAUUUACUAUUGUUUUUGUUAAGAGCAGGGUUGUGACUCUCCUGAAUCAAAGAAAGGCAGCAGGCUAGCUUAAUCUUACACCAGACCUCAAAAUUUCAACAGCUGUUUUAAAUAAACCCUCACUUUUUUGUUUUUCUCCAACAGAUAUCACUCUUUCUGCGACAAAUGGCACAAAGACGAAACACAGACUGCAGUUCAACGUCAGCAUCCCAAGCCAUGAGAAGAUCACUAAUGCUGAACUUCAGCUCUUCUUUUUCAGAGAACCCGGGUCAACGGCCAACUCAGAUAGAUUCAAGGCCACCGUCAAAGUCUAUGAAGUGGAUUACAACAGUUUCACAUCCUCAAACCAACUUCUGGUGGGCAAAGAGGUGACAGCCUCACAGAGCACAUGGGAGACCUUCGGUGUGACCACAGCUAUUCAAAGCAGGAUCAAGUUUGGCGAGGGGGCAACAGUUUUUGAUGUGGUGGUAGAUAGCAAGGACUGCGAAGCCACUGUAAGUGGAGAGGAAGGAGUAGGGUGUUUAAAUAUGAGCAUGUCUGUAGGAGAUAACACUUCAGCAGCGUUAAUAGUCUUCUCAGAUGACCUGGGUAGUCGGAGGAGAGAGAAAAAGAAGGAACUAAAAGAAAUGAUCCUCCAUGAAGAAGAAACCAUCCUUCAUUCGGGGGCUGAUUGGACCAGAGAAGGUCAGCUUUUGAAUGAGAUCCCUGAAGCCCAACAACCUCGUAGAAAGAAAAGAAGAGCAGAGAGGGAGUACUGCCAGAGGACCUCUCUCAAAGUCAACUUUAAAGACAUCAACUGGGACAGCUGGAUUGUUGCUCCUCCAGAAUAUGACGCCUAUGAAUGUCGAGGCCUUUGUUACCACCCGCUGACAGACGAAUCAACCCCAUCAAAACACGCCCUCAUCCAGACUCUGAUCAACAUCAGGGACCCUAAAAAGGCCAGCAUGGCUUGCUGUGUCCCCAUCAAACUGGACCCCAUCACAGUGAUGUAUCAGGAGAAUGGACGCCUCACUAUAAGAUAUCUUUAUGAGGAGAUGAAGGUGGCAGAGUGUGGGUGCAGGUAGUCAGGCAGGAUUGUGAUGGUUUUAAAGUUGGAUUUCCGUGUCUUGCUUUGGUUCAGUAUGAGCAAAAUAGUCAAGGUCUAAGAAGACACAUGGAUGCCAGCUACCUGCUAUAGACUGUUGGAUAGCCACUAAAUGUGAAGUCGUUUAAAGUAAUCUAAAUACUCCUCCUUUAGUAACAACAUCCAUUACACCUUUGAUACAUAACUGUACAAUCAUGUUAGCAUCUCUGUGAGACUGACUGAUGUUUUAACCCUUACAGUUUCAUCUUGAUGUUCAUGUAAAAGCUGAAUGUUGUGCACUCAUAAUCUUCGUAACAUUCAUAAUCUGUCUUUGGUAUGCCAGCACAUUGGCUUUCACUCGAACUUGAUCCUUAGUAUGUUCACUUUGAGCUGAAGCUGGCAUUCGCAAUAAUAAAGACAACAUGGCAACCUUAUUUAUGUAUGCAAACGUGCUAGCACUUUAGCUAACACCCAAAUGCCUCUGUUAGCAUGUUAGCUCUGAACUUGAUAAAGGGAAAUAUUUUCAGUCAGUAGCCUACUUUAUUCAUGGUUUUAGUUUAACAUGAUGGCACAAUGGCUUACACCCUUGAGCUCAUGCAUGAUGUGCAAAAUAGUAUCCUGGGCAUGCGCACAAUGAUAAUGAAAACAUGAUAAUAAUAAUAAUAAGUAUAUUUAUAUCUUUUAGCAAUAGUGUGUUAGUCUGUUAGCAUUUGUUAAUCAUCCCUUAUCUAACAGUGGUUUUCAGGAAUGUCCAAGCCUUUUCAAAGGAGUCAGACAUCACACAAAGCUUGUUUUGAUGAGAUGAAACGCCAGUCAUGAUGGAAAUCAAAACACAUGGCUCUGUGUUUAAAGUUUAAAGGUUCAGUGUGUAAAAAGGAGAAUAUUUAGCAAUAUCUAGCAGUCAGGUUCCCAAUUGAAAUGUCCCCCUACUCACAACUUCAAUUACUGAGGCAAUGGUAACCCUCAAUUACAGGACGCUCCUGUGAUGUUUGACAAGUGUGAUCCCCAAUUUGUAAAAGUUCUCCGAUAUGAAGUAUGUACGUUGAGGUCGUAUCCAUACAAAUUAUUUUUUCACACAAUAACCACUUCCUACUUCUUUGUAUAUAAACCUGGUCAUCUUUCAGUACACAAAUGUGAAAAGUACUCAGUCCAUUCUGAGCUACAGCAGCCACACAACAGAGCAAGAUCACAGCCUCCAUCUUUUUUCAUUUAGGUCAUUAUACACUAAUUUUGAUAUAGAAUUUGACUUGUGAAUGUUGUUUUCCAUUAAUACCAGGUUUGUUGUGUUCAGUGCCACUUAAUACUACCCAGUGUACCUUUAAUGGCUGUCCGUUAAACUUUUUUUCCCUUUUUUUUUCAGAUUAAAGUGGAUAGAUUUUCAAUGAUAUUAGCCAAUGCUGCAUGGUGAUAUAUAUCAAACCAAUACAGAUGUUUUUUUUUUUUUUGUCAUUUCAAAACUCAACCAACAGCAAAGCAAAAACAGAACAUGCCUCCUCACUCCUCACCUAUUUGUUGAUUUUAAUCUUUCACUGUGUUGUUCAAUGUUUCCAUGAAAACAUGAAAAUCAGAUUGUUAAAGGGCAAAUAAUAUAAAACAGAACAUCAAUUGUGUAAAAUAAUGAAUAUAAAAUAAUAAAAUCAUUAACAAUAUUUAGAAUAUAAAGAACUUUUUGGCUAUCAAUGUAACAAAAACAUCACUUCAGAGGUACACGUAUGAAUAAGCAUUAUUUUGUAUAUUAAAGUUUAGAGAGUUACCAUUUCACUUUUACUAUAGUCUACAAUAGAUCACAGUUCAACUCAUGUAAAUCAUUUUUCUGUCAACAUGUAGAUUACCAAUGUGAUUUUUAUGUAAAUUUUAUUAUACAGUGUAUUCAGGGGAUCUGCAAACCAUUAUCAAACUCAUUGUUUGAAAACAUAUUUUUCAGCUUUCACUCUCUAGAAAAUGAUCACAGCAGACAUAUCUAGAGCUCAAAUGACAAAAACAACAUAGAAAUACCAAAAUAUUGUAAUAUUUUCCAAUUAAAUGUUGGUGUUAUAGUAAAAUUAUUAUUUUGAGUUUUUACAACCUGAUAAUGCACUUCACUGUCUACAACACAAUUGAGUUUACUGAAAACACCCAAUAACAACAAAUUUGAUUAUAAUAAGGAGCAUUAAAUAAGAAAAUUUGAUUAGGGUCCUCGACUCACUUUUCCUUUCUGUUUAAAACAUGUAAACUGCUUUAAAAAUUUUAUUGGCAUUUACAUCAUUUAACAUAUACGAGAUCAAGUAGGUAUCUGUUUCCAACAUUCAUCUUAAGAAGUGCUACCAUAUACAAACAACGAUGGUCAUUUAACAAUAAAACAUUAAAGUGCUCAUCAAAACUGGAAUUCGUUGUCACUGGUUCAUAAAUGCUCACUGGAUGGCAAAGCAUGAUGUAAAUAUUAUAAAUAGGGUAUUGUAAUUAAUAUUUUUAAACCCCCAUACAUCAUUGCUAUGUAGACCUGUUUUUCUUAUCUAAAAUGAUUCUAUGAAUUUAAUUAAAGAUAUCUUAUAUUCCACUAAUGAGAGCAAGCUGUGACGAUACAAGACUUUUAGUUUCCCUGCACUAGAUUUGAGCCCAUGAUCAUUGCACUCAAAGACAGGCACUCUAGGAUAACAAAAUAAGUGCUUUUUUAAUCUGUUUUGUACUCAGAGUAGUGGGGCAAUGGCUUUAAAAUGCAGAGUACAGUAUUAAGAAAUGAUGGGCGUGUCCAAAAAAUUGGCAGAGGGGAUAGUAUUGUGUAACACGAAAGGCAGAUCAAUGGUAAGACGUUAAGAUUAACUAAGCACCAUCUUGCAUUUCAAGAAGAUGCACCUGAUGACAUGUCCAGAGUCCAAAAGGACCAAGUUUUCAAUUACUGAGGGGAUAAAAACAAGCUUCUCUGUAUCAUCACAUAAAGUUUUUUUCUGUUUCCCUUCACACAAAAUGAAAAGAUGUGAAUUUAGUUUAAAAAAUGGAAAAAAAAGGAAAAAAAGAAACAUAAAUGGAACAACUGCGAGGCAAAAAAGGAAAAAAAUUAGCAAAUAAUUCAGCCUUCAGAAACAAUAAAGAUCCAUGAACCGAGCUUUUUCCUAUAAUCCGAUUAUCUCUAAGUGUAUGUGCACGUGUGUGUUUAUGUGUGUGUGUGUGUGUGUGUGUGUGUGUGUGUGUGUGUGUGUGUGUGUGUGUGUGUGUGUGUUUAUGUGUGUGUGUGUGAGCAUACACACACGAGAUUUUUUUUCUGGCAUGUGUUUUUUGAGGACUGUGCCACGUGUCUACAAACUGUGUAAUCAUGUCACCAGUGGAGCGACCCAGACAUGACCUCUAAAUCUACCGAUGGCACCAAAAUACACCAGCAGCUUUCACAACAGACGCAGAAGAAACAGUGUGAGAGUUUCUGAUCCCCUUCACACAUAAAUGAGUCCACACUUAACAAGUUUUAUCCAGACUCUUGAAGCUGUAUAUUAUCUAACAAGAACAUUAAGGAAAUGUUGGUGUGGGUUAUAUGAAAUACAAUGAGCAUGGAAAAUUGCUGUACCAGUGAAUCUGCAUUCUCAUUAUAAGUUAAAGUGAAUAAGUUGAUGUAUUUAUUACCCCCUGUAUAAGACAAGACAGCUGCUCAAAUAUAAUGGGAGUAUUUGGGAAAGAAGUGAGCAUCUGUGCUGGCUCCUAUUGACCAAUUUUUGUCUGUUAUUGUUUUCAUGUUGAUGUCAUAGCAGAUUAUACGAUUAAAGGUUUAUAUGGGACAAAA